UUGUCUUGGGAGAGCAGGCUCCGACGGGAGCGAGGAUGCUCAGGAUGCCCAGCUGCCUGCUAAAACUCACCAGAGUGAUGCUGAACCACAGGCUGGGGGCCCUGUUUAUCAUCGCCUUUAAGUUCUUGUCCUUUGCCUCCAUCCUGUUGUACUGGAGAAUCACGGAGGACCCAAAGGGCAGGGGCCAGGUCUACAGCUUGCCUAUUGAGAUCCGCUGUGCUCGCUCUGUGCCGUCUCCUCCCCGUGCCACUGCUGGCCCCCCUCCUCCCCCAGGGGACGUGUUUUUUGUGGAAACCUCGGAGCGAACCAACCCAAAUUACCUGUUCAUGUGCUCCGUGGAAUCGGCAGCCCGGACACACCCUGGGACGAGGGUUGUGGUGCUCAUGAAAGGCUUGGCAAACAGAAACGCCUCUCUACCCAACCACUGGGGCUUCUCAUUACUGAGCUGCUUCCCCAAUGUGGAAAUCCGUCCCCUGGACUUGCAGGAGCUUUUCUCUGGGACUCCCCUUGCAGAGUGGUAUUUGCAGGCUCAGCAGCGCUGGGAGCCUUAUUUCUUACCCAUCCUGUCUGACGCCUGCAGAAUUGCCAUCAUGUGGAAAUUUGGUGGCAUCUACCUGGACACGGACUUCAUUGUGCUUAAGAACUUAAAGAACCUCACCAAUGUGCUUGGCACCCAGUCCAAGUAUGUGCUGAAUGGGGCCUUCUUGUCCUUCAAGCCCAAGCACAAGUUCAUGGAGCUUUGCAUGCAGGACUUUGUGGAGAACUACAACAGCUGGAUCUGGGGGCAUCAGGGCCCACAGCUCCUAACACGUGUCUUCAAGAAGUGGUGCUCCAUCAGGAGUCUUAGGAGCAGUAGGAGCUGCAAAGGGGUGAGUGCUCUGCCACGGGAGGCUUUUUAUCCCAUCCGGUGGCAGGACUGGAAAAAGUACUUUGAAGUGGUCAGCUCCUCAGAGCUUCAGCACCUCUUCAAGAACACCUAUGCGGUUCAUGUAUGGAACAAGAAGAGCCAAGGGACGAGGCUAGAGAUCACAUCCAAGGCUUUGCUGGCUCAGCUACAUUCUCACUUCUGCCCUGCCACGUAUGACAUCAUGAAGAAGGAUGCUGGACGGCAGUGACUCAGGGGUUCAGCUAAGGAUCAUCACCUUGGAGCCUCAACCUUCCAGCUGUUCCAGCACAAAUGAACCUUCUUGUGAACUGAGGCGGUUUCCCUUCCCUUCUGAAGACCGUUUGGCGGAGGGGAGUUCCUCGUGCCCAGUUUGAAGAGGGUGCAGGAUGCCAGAGUCUCUGCCUAGCAUUGCAGAUCUAAAGACCUGCUUGAAAAUUUGGAGUAUGUCAGAACUUGAGGAUUUGGCUCAUCAAUUUGCAGGAACUUAUGGCAGCAGCGUUUUAUUUUGUAGUGGUGGUGAAUUAACACCCUGUAAGGAGCAGGAGAGUUCAUCCGAAUCACACCUUAAAUUGCACCCAACGCAGGAAGAGUUGAACUGUCUUUUACACUGGGUUUGUCUGCGUGACCAAAUGCCCGUAACUGUGUCUAAGCUGCACCAGAGCUUUCAGCACUUGGACUGACCCCAGAGGGAUGAGAUGAUAUUUCCAGGUAUUUGCAAGGAUAGAGAGAGCUUGGUAGGGACCCUGUGCUAGCUACAUUCAAGUUCGGGCACUGAGUUAUUUAUGGAGGACCUCUUCAAGUAGCCUGGAGCACUCCUGCAAUUCCUGCACUCUCCAGGAGUACAGAUCUCUCCUGGGAGUUCUCAAGAAGGGCAAUGGAAAGCUUUAUUCUUUUUCCCCAAGUAUAUUCCUGAACCGUGAUGGAGAAAGUUAACUUAUCUCUCUUACAGUCCUCUUGUGCCUUUGGGGGUUCCCACCACAAAGGCAAGUCUGUUGUACAAACUGUGGGAGAAACUCUGUCCCUUCCUUUAGUGCCCAAAGGGACGUACUGGUGUUCUUACAGUUCUUUGUUUGAAAAUGAUGAAGAAAGAGAAGUGAUAAGCGAGAGUAAGGCAGAGGCUAGCAGCCUUGGCCCAUCUGUACCCCACCACAGUCUAAGGGGGGAUUGCUGAGGAAUGUGAGCUUGGCACUGCCAUGAGGUUGACGUGGAUGAGCAGAGCAUCAGCCAUCCCCUCUCCUACACUGCUCAGAGAUGAUAAUCUCACUGCAAAAUCUUUUCUGCCUUCAGAGUGUGAGUCUUCGUACCCCUAGGAACAGCUGUGGGAUGGUCCAGUGGCCCCUUUGAUGACCAGGCAUUGGUCAGCUCUCCAGUGUCACCUGUUCCUGAAGCAAGAGCUCUUUCAGUGGUGCUUCCUGCAAGUCCUCCAAGUGUGACUCAGAUGAUUUCUAGGACUGCAGUUUUCUCAGGCUUGUUUCCCUCUCUGUUCUGUUUCCUAUCACAUAGAAGCAAUGUGAGGUUUGCUCAGCUUAGCCAAGCCAACAGGCAAAAAAGUAGAUGUCUGUGCAUGCAAGGACAAAAUCUCUCUGUGUGUCUCAGGUUUAUUUCCCUCUUCUUAGAUGACAAAAAUAAUAAAGCCAAAUUGCCUGUCACUUUUAGAAAACAAUUCCCUGUCCCGCAGGGGACAGGGCUGUGGGUGCUUAGGAGAGCUUGCACCACUUUUUUUUUUUUUUGGUAAGUUGAGCUAGCUGGUAUUGACCAAAGGCCAGUGCUGCUUGACUGGAAGUUAUCCACCUGUGAGUUGUGCAGGGCGGACACUCGGUGCACAAGCAGCUACCCUGGAAUAGGGAAGGUGCUGGGAACCACUGCCCCCACAACUCCUUUGCACCACAUCUGUGCACGUGUGUAGUGCUUGUCCUUAGUUUUGCCCUGCUUUAUGCUGUAUCCUGGAGAUAAUUGGGAUCUUGAACAUCUGCAGCUCUCCCAACACUGAGCAUUGUUAAGAACCAAGACUUUGUGGGGAAACAGCAAAUCUUCCUGACCAUCUAAGUGUGCUUCACCACACUAUAUGGUAAAAAUGGAUACUGUUUUCACUGUGUAGUCUUACUGUUGCUACUCUCUGUCUUUUUCACUGCUUUCUUUAGAAGCAGCUGCAAAACUGUCAGCCCUGACCUGGUGUGUAGUCAAUGGGGCAUGGUUUCUCUUUCUGCUGCUUCCUUCUGUUUUGGGACUUGUGCUGGCUAAACGACAGAAAUCUCGGCAAGCUAGGAAUCCCUGCCGGGGAUGGUGAAGUGACGGUCGGUGAUUGUAAAGGCAUAAUAACAGGAAAUUUUAUUGUGGCAAUACCAUGAACUGAUUACAGAAGUGUUUGGGACCCACUUCAAUGAAUAUCUGGCUUGAUAUACCACUGCUUAUUCUAAGAAAGUGCCUUUUUGCAUGUUUGUACUGUUUUUCUGUUGUUGUUGUUGUUGUUGUUUUUUUUCCCGGAGAGUCAGUAUUCAGAGGUUUGAUAAGGGGAGGAUCAAACCAAAGCAGCCUGUGGCCUUUUUCCCUUUGCCUUGUGUGAGAAAAAUAA
Molecule: messenger RNA, 3458 nt
Organism: Struthio camelus australis
Lineage: Eukaryota; Metazoa; Chordata; Aves; Struthioniformes; Struthionidae
Source: RefSeq, a predicted model, not a curated record